Mizuhopecten yessoensis (Yesso scallop) is the source of this 2047-nucleotide messenger RNA. RefSeq names its product glycerol kinase-like. NCBI's taxonomy places the organism in Eukaryota, Metazoa, Mollusca, Bivalvia, Pectinida, Pectinidae. Gene Ontology annotation, cellular component: mitochondrion. The coding region runs from base 28 to 1671 and encodes 547 amino acids. The record is from RefSeq and is a predicted model, not a curated record. The transcript has 18 exons. Gene Ontology annotation, biological process: glycerol metabolic process; glycerol-3-phosphate biosynthetic process; triglyceride metabolic process. Gene Ontology annotation, molecular function: glycerol kinase activity.
UUGUUGUUUUGACAGACAGUAGGCAGCAUGGCAAGCCAACAUGACACGCUUGUGGGAGCUGUCGAUCAGGGCACGAGUAGUUCGAGAUUUCUUAUAUUUUCCAGUAAGACCGGGGAGUUGGUAACAUACCACCAGGAAGAAAUAAAACAACUGCUGCCUAAGGAAGGAUGGGUGGAGGAGGACCCGGAGGAGAUACUGACCUCUGUACAGAUCUGUAUGCAGAAGGCCAUCAACAACUUAAAGGCUCUUAACAUCAGUCCGGACAAUAUCAAAACCAUUGGCAUAACAAAUCAAAGGGAGACGACUGUGGUUUGGGACAAACUGACGGGAGAACCUCUCUACAAUGCUAUUGUGUGGCUGGACAUGAGAACAGCGAGUACUGUGGAUAACCUGGUGGACAAGACCCCACAGAAGGACAAGGACUAUCUGAGGCCUAAAUGUGGCCUUCCGAUAACAACCUACUUCAGUGCUGUCAAGUUAAGAUGGCUGAUCGACAACAGUGAGGAGGUCAGACAGGCGAUCAGGGACGGCCGCUGUUUGUUCGGCACUGUUGACUCCUGGCUGUUAUGGAACCUAACUGGAGGGAAAGAUGGAGGCAAACACUUGACAGACGUCACCAAUGCCAGUCGUACUAUGCUGAUGAACAUCCGCUCCCUGAAAUGGGAUCAAGAUCUAUUGAGGUUUUUUGACAUCCCAAUGGAAAUUCUGCCAGAGAUCCGCAGUUCCUCUGAAGUUUACGGACAACUAGUUUCUGGCCCGUUAAAAGGGCUCAACAUCUCAGGGAUACUUGGAGACCAACAGGCAGCCUUGGUUGGUCAGAUGUGUUUCAAACCGGGACAGGCAAAAAACACGUACGGUACAGGCUGUUUCCUAUUGAUAAACACUGGUACUGAGGUAUGCGAGUCCAACCAUGGCCUGUUAACAACUGUGGGGUAUCAGCUCGGCAAAGACAAGCCGGUCGUUUACGCUCUCGAGGGUGCUGUUGCUAUUGGCGGUGCUUGUGUACGCUGGCUCAGGGACAACCUGGGAAUUAUAAAGACCUCAGAGGAGAUAGAGACGCUGGCUGCCAGUGUUGACAGUGUGGGAGGGUGCUACUUUGUACCAGCGUUUUCUGGUCUAUUCUGUCCUCACUGGCAGUCCGAUGCUAGAGGGGUCAUAUGUGGACUGACACAGUUCACCACCAAGUGUCACAUCGCAAGGGCGGCUCUGGAGGCGGUUUGUUUUCAGACAAGGGAGAUUCUGGAGAUUAUGAAUGAGGAGAGUGGUAUCCCCCUGAUGUCACUUCAGGUGGACGGAGGGAUGACUACCAACACUCUACUCAUGCAGAUGCAGUCUGAUCUCCUGGGGAUCAGUGUCGUACGACCUUCCAUGACAGAGACAACAGCUCUUGGUGCAGCCAUGGCAGCAGGGAAUGCCGAGGGCAUUUGGGAUAUUGAAGACAGUGCCAAGACAACCAUCACCACGGAUACCUUCAACCCUGCUGUCCAAGCUAAAGAACGAGACCAGCGCUUUGGGAGAUGGAAGCUGGCAGUUGAGAGGUCAAUGCAUUGGGAGGUUCCUACACCUGUUCAGGGCCCCAAGCCGAACAUUUACAGCAGUCUCGCGGGCGGGAUUUAUUUGUGGACCAGCUGUGCCUUAUUACUAGCAGCAGAACUCUUACACAAGAGGUAACAUUUAGCCAGGUUGUAGGUACCCUAUAUUCCAAUUUUUAUAGUUAUAUUUUAUGUUUUUAAUGGUUAAUGUUUUUGUCACUGUAUGAGGUUUAUUUUUAUGAUGAUGUUGAGAUCUUCAAACCUUUUAUGUCAUAUAGAAAGUACAACGAACUAGACAUAUCAGUCCUAAGGUUGCUCACUCUAGUCCUAAUUUAUUCUGCCCUGAAAUUUCAUAAUGAUCUAUUCCAAAAUUUGAAUUGGAAGAGUUCAAAUGUGUUUUCAGGGGUGAAUGUGUUAACUUGUGAUUGGUAGAAUGUUUAAUGCACAAAAUGAAAUACUGUAGAAUAAUUUAUUUUCGUGGGGUUAAAGUUUGUGGUUUUCAUAUACUAGCCUGU